This is a messenger RNA of Stereum hirsutum FP-91666 SS1, 327 nucleotides long. RefSeq lists its product as uncharacterized. The record is from RefSeq and is a predicted model, not a curated record. NCBI's taxonomy places the organism in Eukaryota, Fungi, Basidiomycota, Agaricomycetes, Russulales, Stereaceae. Bases 1 to 327 code for a protein of 108 amino acids. The transcript has 4 exons.
AUGGCCGAAGUCGAAGCCCCUGCCUCCCUCGAGAUCAACGAUGCGCUGUUCUGCCAGCACUUCAAGGAGGUUUGCACGGACUGUGGCGUUGACACCAGGGAGGAGAACGACGCUUUCUUCGGGUUUGACCCUAUAGACCGUGAAGGUCUCGAGGCCCCUGCUGCCACCGUCACCAAGGACGGAACGUACCAAUGCAAGAAGCAUGGAUCUCCUUGUGCUUACAGGUCUAAAAUGCUUCGUCAUUCAGCGUGCAACCAGUGUUACGGAUGGAAGAAGCAGAUCACCAGGGCUAGGACCGCGGCAAAGAAGGCUGGCAAGAAAGCCUAA